AAGAAGAAGAAGAAGAAGAAGAAGAAGAAGAAGACAUCGAAAACUACAGGUUUGACAAUAAGUCCACUCAUUAAUAUCACACCAGUGAAAACGCGCACCUCGUACGCAGCUGAUUACGUCACAGUCCGCAACACCUCACAAAGAGCGCGCGGUGAGAACACGGCGGCUCACUCAAGUCCUAUGUAUUCACCUGUUUUGCGACAAAUUUCACAUUAACGUUUCUGACCUCGAGAAACGUUUCGCGGUUCAGAGUUCAGAAAUGAUUGAUUGUAUUCAGGAGAUCGAUUCUGCUGAAAAGGAUUGUAAUGAAAAUUUAGUACAGAUCCAGCCCUGCCACAUUUUUGGUGUGUGCAAAACAGUAAACAACAACUUACUCUUUCUGGAUGAGGAAACAUUGAUUUUCUCAAGUGGAAAACACUGUAUUCGAUAUCACAUUGAUAAGCGAGGGGCCGAGUUCAUCUAUGGUUCAAAGGGAAGGAAAGUCAUUCAAGCCCUGGCUUUAAGCCCUGACCGGCGCUACCUGGCUGUAUCAGAAUGUGAUAAAUCGGGCUACAUCACCAUUCUUGACUUACAGAACAAGAAGUGCUGCAAGACACAGGUUUUUGAUGGCUGUAGCAUUGGUGCACAGGAGUUUGUCUGCCUGUCAUUUUCUGCCAACUCAAAAUAUCUCCUGGCUCAAGCUGGAGGACCCAAAUGGAACAUUUAUUACUUGAGGUGGGAGACAAUGGAGCUCAUCUGUAAUGUGAAGACCACUGUGAAUGGUCUUAUCAGCCAGGUCAGCUUUAAUCCAGAGGACGACAACCAGAUCUGUGUGACCGGAAAAAGUGUUUUCAAACUUUUUGAGUUGAAGAAUGACUCCCUGAGAUUGGCCAACUCAUAUCAGAUGGAGAACGACGAGGUCCUGUGCCACAAAUGGAUGUCUGGGGACUGUAUCAUCGCUGGAACUGAGGGAGGAAAACUGCUAAUGUUAAAGUCCACGCACCUGCAGGUGCUGGGGAAAUCACGUGAGAGACAAACGAAAAAGGAGCAUGCUUCUUUAUUUCUAGCUGAGGUAGCACCUGUUACGGCCAUCCACCGGCAUUCCAAUGGCUUUGCCUGUUCAGAUGCACCCGGGUUAGUUUGUCUCUAUGAGAAAACUAAAGAUAAAGAGAACUACAGAAAGACUGUGGAGAUAAAAAUUCCUGGUGAUCUGCCACUUCAAGCAAUUGCCACAAUGUGCAUUUCUCCAAAAGAGGAGACUCUGGCCGUCACCACAGACCGAGGCCAAAUGUUCCAUGUCAACCUCACCUCGAUCAAGGAUGGAGAGAGUGAGGAAGCUCAGUUUGAAUUCCUGUCUCACUCUUAUCACACUGAUAAUAUCACUGGACUGUCCAUGUGCACGAUGAAAUCCCUCAUUGCCACCUGCUCAACAGACUGCACCGUGCACAUUUGGAACUACAAGAUCAAAUCUCUGGAGCAGUUUAAACAGUUUGAUAAACAGCCACUCUCUGUGUCAAUGUUCUCAAAUGGUUUAUCCAUCCUGGUGGUGUUCUCCACUAAAAUCUGCCUUAUGAACCUGCUCUAUAACAACAUUGUCACUGUCAAGAAUUUUGAUAUAAACAAUUGCACUGAGUGUGUGCUCAAUCAUGACUGCAACAUGUUCGCUGCUGUCAUCAAAAACAUGAUACAUGUCUACAAUAUCAGAACAUACGAGAAACUGGACUUGGCCGGCCACAGUGAGACGGUGCAGUCGGUGAAGUGGAGCAGUGAUGACAGCCACUUAGUGUCAUGUGGACUGGAUGGUGCUGUAUACAUAUGGAACAUCCUGAAUGGCAACUACGAAACUAAGAUAGAGACUAACUGUAUCUAUGUAGAUUUGACACUCUUUCCUAACACUGGGAACAUCCUUACUGUAAACCAGUCCAGUGUUCAGGAGAUUCAGGAUGGAAAGAUCCUACUUGAAAUAACUUCAGAUGGUGUGGCCUAUACAGCAAUAUCUAUUACUCAUUCAGAACGAGCAAUCUUUAUUGGGACUGCCGCUGGUACCAUCAGAAUCAUCGAACUUCCAUUUAAAAAUGAUAAAUCCUGGAUAGAACAACAGGCUCAUGCUGUUCCCAUCACAAAACUGGCUGUCUCACCUUGUGAUCAGUUUCUGUUGACGGCCUCAAAGGAUGGCACUCUCCUCAUCUGGAACAUCAUAGAUCAGGGCCGAAUAAAGCUGGAGAUUGUGAAGGAAUUAGAUUAUACUCAGGAGGUCCUCUGCACAAAAGAAUAUAUGGAGGAAAAGCUUCAGACAAUAGAUGAGCUGACGUCCCAAGUCAAGUGGCUGAAGAUGCAGCACGAUUGCGAACUGGAUUUGAUGGACGUGAACUACAAUAAGAAGAUGAGCAACAUUGUACAGAAUUACCUUCAGGAGAUAAAGUCUCUUAAAGCUAAAAUCCAGAUGCUGAAUACCGAAAUAGAGGAUGAGAGGGUCUCUCAUCAGAAGUUGGUGACAGAUUUAAAGGAAAAGCAUGCCCAAGAGCUGAAUGAUCUAGCACUGGACUACAACAUGAGGAUGACUGUGGAAAAUGAGGUGAACUGCUGGUCUGUGCAUAAAGCAGAGGAGAUACAGCAGGAACACAAGGAGGAGCAGGCCAGCCUAGUCCUUGCCAUAGAGGACAUAAAACAGGGCUUGGAACACAAGCUUCAUGAGCUACAAGCCAAUUUGGAUCAAGAGAAGAAAAAUUCUGAGGAGAGGGAAAGAAGGAUCAAGGACGACACUGAAUCUGAAAUUACACAACUCGGCCAGGACUAUGAAAAAGAUAUUACAUUGGAAAGGGAGGCCAGGCUAAAGACCAGUAGUGAACUGGAGCACCUGAAGCAAAGUAUAUUGCAGUACACAAAAAUGAAAGCCGUGAUAGAACAGCAGGGCUUACUGGUCGCUAGUGCAAUGGCAGAAAAGCAGAUGGUGUUGGACAAAAUUAGGAGGGCAAAACUAACCAUCAAGGAACUGACAGAGGAAAUGGAGAAGCAAAGCACUACUAUUGAUGAACAGGAACAUUCCAUCAACGAGUUGCACGUAAAAAUCAAACAGAAUAAGCAGAGCAUGGAACAGACAGAGGAAAGAUUGCUGAGUGUGACCAUGGAGAGCAAACUGCUAGAAGAAGGCAGUAUGCUGAAGAGCAAAGAAGAGAGGAAUGAAAUUGAACGCCUUCAGAAUGAAAUACUGGAGCGGAAUCAGAUGUACCAAGGGUUUGCUGAUGAGGUGAAACAUGUCAAUAGGAAGUACAAUAGGGUUAUUGAUGACCUGAAACAGAAGCUAUUAUCAAAGAAUACAUCAUUGCUCGAAGAGAAGCAAAAGGUCAAAAGCUUAGAAGCUGUAGUGCAAAGGACGAAGGCUGACAUUCAGAACUGUACACGCUUCAUCCAGGAGCCGAAGAAACUAAAGGAGAACGUCAUCGAACUCCACUCACUCCAUUUUCAUCAAGAAGUGGCAAUCGGACUGGAGGCUGAAAUGAAGCAAAAACAUGUCCGAAAUAUGGAGCAUUUCAGCAAGGUCUUAAAGUGUCAGAAAUCAAGACACUCUAGGGAGAUCCAGAAUGAGAAAACAACAAACACCAGGAUCACAAAUGAGAGUACCUUCAUGAUAACACAGAUUAAUGAGCAGGAACUAAAGAACCAGGAACUGAUCACGAGCAUCAGAAUGAAGGAUAUCCAAGAAGCCGAAACAGCAGCAGCAAACCAGAAUUUACCAGGCCCAUGUCAAAAUCCCACCGUUUAACAACACAGAAGAAGACCAGAUAAAAUUCCAUUAAAAAAAUACCAGCAUCCCUCCUGAGGAAACAAUCUACAAUCUGCCCUUUCAAGUAUUUCUAAUGCCAGCUGGAAGGAAUCUUGCAGUGGCCCCAAACUAGCCUCUACUGCAUCAAUUAAAUCUAUUACAGUUUGAUCCUUUGUUUGUUUGUGCCUUUAGUGUUUCAACCUAUGUUUCUAUGGCCAACAUUUUACAUGGUCAACUUUGCCCCUGGCAUUACUUUUCUGGCUUAUGUCCAUACCCACACUAUGCUUGCUAACUCACAUAACACUGAAGUCUUUCCAGGUCCCAUGAUAUCACAAGCACAGAACCAAACAAGUGAGAUAGGUAAACCAAAACAUAUAUCAGACAUGGUAAUAGUGGUGCUAAUUACCCCUCAUGUAUAAAGCACCUUAUUAUGGGAGAACUACUUAGUUAAACUGCUAAACACAAUAAAAAAAAACCA
Messenger RNA from Silurus meridionalis, 4220 nucleotides. RefSeq names its product cilia- and flagella-associated protein 57-like. Gene Ontology annotation, molecular function: protein binding. NCBI's taxonomy places the organism in Eukaryota, Metazoa, Chordata, Actinopteri, Siluriformes, Siluridae. The transcript is spliced from 24 exons. Bases 260 to 3742 code for a protein of 1160 amino acids. The record is from RefSeq and is a predicted model, not a curated record.